AUGAAAACACUUUUUUUUUUGAUAUUAAAUAAUAUUCUACUUAUUUUGAAUGUUUAUUUAUUAUUUUUUUUUGUAGAGAAAUCACUUGCUGAUCAGAUCGCCGAUCUAGAUAACACUGCUCCUAUUGAUUAUGAUCCUGAAGAUCUAGUGGAACCCAUGAACGAAACAACUAUUGAUGAAGAUGAUCGAUCGGAUACAGAACAACACGAUGCUCGAAGUCAUUACGUCAAGGUUGGAAAAAGCAGUCUUCGUAAUCAACAAGCCUUUUUGAUGGAUGAUCCUCGUUAUUCUGGUGAACGUAAAAGUAGGAAAGAUAUCUAUUCUGACAGUGAUACAGACGAACAACAUGACAUGGAACAAGAGACCGAAGAUGACUCUGAAGAUAAUAGUGAUCAAGAAGGAUCUUGGCAAGGUAUAGAUGAUAAUCAGGACGUACUUGGUCUUGAUGACAAUGAAGAAGAAGAAGAAGAAGAAGAAGUUUCUGAAGCUGAUGAUGGAAGCGACGAUGAUGACGACCAGGAGAAUGAUAAUGAACUUAGUGAACAAUUACGACAAUUACAAAAUGAUGAAAAGGAUAUGCUUUCUCAAUUGGCCAAAAAUACUUCGAGUGAUAUUGAAAAAGGUCAACAUGUUAGGCAACAACUUACAUUAUGGGACAAUUGCUUAGAAACUCGUAUUCGUAUUCAAAAAGCUGUUGAACUUGCAAAUCAAUUGCCACAGAUUGACAAACUAUCCGACAUUGUGGAAAAGGACGACAAUAUUAAACAAGAUGUUAAUAAGGUGAAAGGGGAACUUCGCGAUGUAAUUGAUGAACUGAUGGAUCUACGUACAGCAUUACUUGGAGAAAAUGAAGCCAUUGAUUUGGAUGGGGUAUCCUACAAUACUCGUAAACGAUACUUGGAUGAUGAAGAAGGUGAUUCAUAUAAUGAUGCGUUAUGGAAUGAUAUCAACCAAGUCAAUAAUGUUUUUGUGCCUUUUCGAAAUUCAACAUUGGAGAAAUGGAGUAAUAAAGUGCAGGCAGCUUCUAAUGGUGGUAUGAACAAAAAAUUCAAGGCUUUUGAUCAGAAUAUUUUGACACAAAUUGACAACUUGAUGUCGGACAAACAAGGACUUGUGAAACGUACACAAUUACAAAGAGCUGAAUACAAGAUUCUCGGCAAGGUAGCAUCAACACCAAUAACAACUAAUGAUGACCAAAUGGAGAACCAAAAGAAAUCGGAUCGAUAUCUUGAUACCUAUGAUGAAGAAUUAUUUGAUGACAAUGAUUUCUAUCAACAACAACUCCGAGAAUUAAUUGAAUCCCGUAUGGUGGAUACAGAUGAUCCAAUUGCCAGUGGAAUGCGGUGGGCUGCAAGCAAGAAGGAUCAAGUGAAGAAGAAAAAGAAGAAUAUUGAUACUAAGGGAUCCAAAGGACGGAAAUUACGGUAA
Messenger RNA from Halteromyces radiatus, 1428 nucleotides. RefSeq names its product apoptosis antagonizing transcription factor-domain-containing protein. NCBI's taxonomy places the organism in Eukaryota, Fungi, Mucoromycota, Mucoromycetes, Mucorales, Cunninghamellaceae. Gene Ontology annotation, cellular component: nucleolus; nucleus. The record is from RefSeq and is a predicted model, not a curated record. Gene Ontology annotation, biological process: maturation of SSU-rRNA from tricistronic rRNA transcript (SSU-rRNA, 5.8S rRNA, LSU-rRNA). The transcript is spliced from 7 exons. Bases 1 to 1428 code for a protein of 475 amino acids.